Molecule: messenger RNA, 513 nt
Organism: Fraxinus pennsylvanica
Lineage: Eukaryota; Viridiplantae; Streptophyta; Magnoliopsida; Lamiales; Oleaceae
Source: the annotation of a GenBank genome assembly
AUGCAGGUGGCCAAGGAUGCCGGGGCAUUGCUCUCAUACGACCCCAACCUCCGGCUGCCACUGUGGCCCUCAGCUGACGAGGCCCGGAAGCAGAUCAUGAACAUAUGGGACAAGGCAGAUGUGAUCAAGAUCAGUGAUGUUGAACUCGAGUUUCUCACAGGGAAUAACAAGAUUGAUGAUGCUUCUGCGAUGUCCCUAUGGCACGACAAAUUGAAGCUUCUCUUGGUGACCCUUGGAGAAAAGGGAUGCAGAUAUUACACUAAGAAUUUCCAUGGAUCAAUUGAUGGCUACCACGUCAAGGUGGUGGACACAACAGGAGCUGGCGAUUCUUUUGUCGGAGCUCUUCCCUGUAAGAUUGUCAACGAUCAUGGCAUUAUCCAGGACGAGCCUAGAUUGAAGGAAGUACUUAAAUUUGCAUGUGCCUGUGGAGCAAUCACCAUGGCAAAAAGGGGAGCCAUCCCAGCUCUACCAACCGAGAAAGAAGUCCUCACUCUUCUUAAAGGAGGAAAAUAG